This is a messenger RNA of Tribolium castaneum (red flour beetle), 585 nucleotides long. RefSeq names its product putative gamma-glutamylcyclotransferase CG2811. The record is from RefSeq and is a predicted model, not a curated record. Lineage: Eukaryota; Metazoa; Arthropoda; Insecta; Coleoptera; Tenebrionidae. Gene Ontology annotation, molecular function: gamma-glutamylaminecyclotransferase activity. The transcript has 2 exons. Bases 1 to 486 code for a protein of 161 amino acids. Gene Ontology annotation, cellular component: cytosol.
AUGAGCCGAUUACAUAAAGUUUUCGUUUAUGGAACGCUCAAAAAAGGGGAACCGAAUCAUAAUUGGUUUGAGAAAGACAGCGGAUAUUAUAAAUUAAUUUCAGAGGCAAAAACUGUAGAGAAAUAUCCACUAAUUAUUGGGACCAAAUACAACAUUCCGUUCUUGCUCCACAGCCCGGGUAAUGGGACUAAUGUGAGAGGAGAGGUCUAUGAAGUUGACGAUAAGGUUUUUGCAAAUUUGGAUACGUUAGAGGAUCAUCCCAAUUUUUACAUAAGAGAGGAGAGAGAUGUGCAGUUGUUGAACUCAAAUGAAAAAGUUAAAACUUGGAUUUAUUUUAUCAAAGAUUUUAAAGAGGAGCUUUUAAACAAGACCACUUAUGAGUCUUAUAGCAAUGCAGGAUCUCAUGGGUUGAAAUACGUUGAAAGGUACUUACGAGGAGACACUUACGACCAUAAGUUAGAUAUACUGAAAACUGUAAAAAGCUAAUUUUAGUGAAAAUGCUACUUUGGAAGAUCUUUAGAGAAGAUCAAUGCUGGGGUUUAUUGUUUCUUUGAAAAUAUGGUUUUAAUAAAAUUUAAAAAUUAA